Molecule: messenger RNA, 5336 nt
Organism: Rhagoletis zephyria (snowberry fruit fly)
Lineage: Eukaryota; Metazoa; Arthropoda; Insecta; Diptera; Tephritidae
Source: RefSeq, a predicted model, not a curated record
AUGAGCGCUGGUGCCUUCCAUGCGGAAAGGAUAAUGUUCAUAACCAGAGGCCUUGAGAGGAUUCUUGCGGAUCGUGAUAUCAAGAGGUCCUACAAUCAACAGUUGAAGAAGGCGUGUGAAAGCACCCUAGCCGAAAUCAGAAAUGAAUCAGCAUCGCCCACGCCAAGUCAGUCGUCGGCGCUGCCUCAGCCCCGAGAGGAGUCAAAAACCUUCGACGAGGAGAAGUACUUUGUUCCUUUUGAGCUGGCCUGUCUCUCCAAAUCCAAGUCGAUCGUCAUCAUAUCACUGGACUGCAUUCAGAAGCUGAUCGCCUACGGCCACUUUACCGGCAACAAGUACGACAGUCGGUACGAGGAGGGGCAGCUGCUGAUCGACACCAUCGUCAGCUCCAUCUGCAACUGCUUCACCGGGCCCACCACCGACGACAAUGUGCAGCUGCAGAUCAUCAAGGCGCUGCUCACCAUCGUCACCUCGCAGUCCUGUGCCGUCCACGAGAGCAGCAUUCUCCUGGUGGUACGCACCUGCUACAACAUCUACCUGGCCAGCAAGAACCUGGUCAACCAGACCACCGCCAAAGCCACCCUUACGCAGAUGCUCAAUGUCAUCUUCUCUCGAAUGGAGUCAUUUUCCACGACGACGACAAGGCAACAACAACCACAACUACAGCAAUCAAAACAAAAUGGUCCUACUGCUGGCGGUGCCACUGCUGCUGCUGCUGCUGAUUCCCAGCUGCCCAAUACUUCUUGUGAUACUUUAAAUGAUAAUUCCUUCAAAACCGGUGAUUCUCAAGCGGCCUCUUCAGCAGCAACAGCCACAGCAGCAGCACCUCUUCCUCUUCACUCGUCUCAUUCCUCUAAUCAACUAGCCAGGUUGAACAAUGCCAUCAGUGAUCAUCAGCAGCACCAGCACCACCUGCAAAGCACGUACGAGAAAAUUAGAAAAGCCACCAGCGACUCGGUGGAGGACGUCGUGGCCGAUCUAGUGAACACUGUCUGCUAUAGUGAGAAUGGCGGCAAUAGUGGUGGUGGUAGCGAGCAGUUGCCAUCACCGCCCUCCCUGGAAGCGUCUCAACAGCAGCCCAGCAGCACUAGUUCGACCAUUUCGAAACCGUUUAAUCCUCCUCCCACCACACGGACGCCCAGUCUGAGCACCGCCUCCUCUGCCAUCAUCUCCUCUGACUCCUUUGAGAGCAAUGACACCAUUCACCUCGUCUUCGAUAACAUCUACCAGAAGGACGCCUACCUGGUGUUUCGCUCCCUCUGCAAGCUCAGCAUGAAGCCGCUCUCCGACACGCUCUCCGACAUGAAGUCGCACGAGCUGCGCUCCAAGGUGCUCUCGCUGCAGCUCAUUCUGCAGAUUCUCCAAAACUCCGGUCCCGUCUUCCAGAACAGUGACAUGUUUGCGGUGGCCAUUAAGCAGUACCUCUGCGUCGCCCUCAGCAAGAACGGCGUCUCCAACAUUCCCGAAAUCUUCGAGCUGUCGCUGGCCAUCUUCCUCGCGCUGAUUCAGAAGUUCAAGACGUACCUGAAGAUGCAGAUUGAGGUCUUCUUCAAGGAGAUCUUCCUCAACAUUCUCGAGACGGUCAGUAGCUCCUUUGAGCACAAGUGGAAGGUGAUUCAGGCGCUGACGCGAAUCUGCGCCGACGCCCAGAGCGUGGUGGACAUCUACGUCAACUACGACUGCGACCUCUCCUCGGAGAACAUCUUCGGCCGCCUGGUGAACGAUGUGGCGCGCAUUGCUCAGGGCGGCGGCCACUCCGACCACUCGACCUUUGUGACGGCGGCGCAGGAGCGCAGCAUGCGCCUCAAGGGCCUCGAGUGUCUGGUGUCCAUACUGAAGUGCAUGGUCGAGUGGAGCAACGACCUGUACGUCAAUCCGCAGCAGCAGGUCGACCAGACCAUUGAAAAUUCGGGCAAUGCAACGGCAACAGCAGGGUCAAACGCAUCGGCGGCAAAAGAUGGCGACGGCAGCGGCGGCGGCAGUAAUUCCCUGCACGAGACCAACUCGAUCAACAACCUCGACAGGGUGAGCCUGAACAACCUGAACAAUGAGAACAAUGACAGCGACAACCCGGAGAAGUUUGAGGAGGUGAAGCAGACGAAGAACAUCAUCGACCGCGGCAUUGACCUGUUCAACAUCAACCCGAAGAAGGGGCUGAAGUACCUGCAGCACCACGGCAUUCUCGAGGAGAAGGCAGAGAGCAUCGCCCACUUCUUCCACUCCACCGACCGCCUGGACAAGUCGCUGGUGGGCGAGUACAUGGGCGACUUUGCCGCCUUCAACAAGGAGGUCAUGUACGCCUACGUCGACCAGAUGGACUUCUCCAGCAAGGACAUUGUCGUCGCCCUUCGGUUCUUCCUCGAGGGCUUCCGCCUGCCCGGCGAGGCGCAGAAGAUUGAUCGCUUCAUGGAGAAGUUUGCCUCGCGCUUCUUCCAGACCAACAUGCACACCGGAAUCUUCGCCAGCGCCGACGCCGCCUACGUGCUCGCCUACUCCAUCAUCAUGCUCACCACUGACCUGCACAGUCCGCAGGUGAAGCGGAAGAUGACGAAGGAGGACUACAUUAAGAUGAAUCGCGGCAUCAACGAGAGCAAGGACCUGCCCGAGGAGUACCUGUCGCAGAUCUACGACGAGAUUGCCGAGAGCGAGAUUAAGAUGCGGGGCAGCCACCACAACAAGGUGAAGGUGAAGGUGCGGGGCAAUGAGGUGGCCAGCGAGAAGGCCCGUCGGCUGCUGUACAACAUGGAGAUGGAGACGAUGGCGACGGCGGCGAAGGCGCUCAUGGAGAGCGUCAGCCACGUCGAGUCCCCAUUUACCUCGGCGAAGCACCUCGACCACGUCCGCCCCAUGUUUCGCACCGCCUGGACCUCCUUCCUCUCCGCCUUCAGCGUCGGCCUGCAGGACUGCGACGACACCGACAUUGCCAGCUGCUGCCUGGACGGGCUGCGCUGCGCCAUUCGCAUCGCCUGCAUCUUCCAGAUGGACCUCGAGCGGGACGCCUUUGUCCAAGCACUGGCCCGCUUCACCCUCCUCAACGCCAACGGACCGAUCGUGGAGAUGAAGACGAAGAACCUCGACACGAUCAAGACGCUGAUCAUGGUGGCGAACACGGACGGCAACUACCUGGGCAAGAGCUGGCUGGACAUUCUCCGGUGCAUCUCGCAGCUGGAGCUCGCCCAGCUGAUCGGCACCGGCGUCAAGCCGCAGGUGCUCAACAACAAUCACCUGCAGAUGAACACUACGGCUUCAGUGGCGGCCUCGGUAGCUGCAGCCUCCUCCUCCAACGGAAGUGCCUUUGGGGGCUUUCAGUUCAAGCUGGAGUCCUUUGUCCCGCUUGCGGUGGACUCGCUGGCCCGCGGCAGCAAGGAGAAGGAGAUGUCGCGGAUCUCCGAGUCGAUCAUCGAGGCGUCCUCGCAGAGCGUCGUCGUCGCCGUCGACCGCAUCUUCACCGGCUCGGUGAAGCUGGACGGCAACGCCAUUGUGGACUUUGUGAAGGCGCUCUGCAAGGUCUCCAGCGAGGAGCUGGCCAACGUCAGCAGCCCGCGCAUGUACAGCCUGCAGAAGCUGGUGGAGAUCAGCUACUACAACAUGAGCCGCAUCAGGCUGCAGUGGUCGCGCAUCUGGGCGAUUCUGGGCGAGCACUUCAACAAGGUGGGCUGCAACCCCAACGAGGAGAUCGCCUUCUUCGCCAUUGACUCGCUCCGCCAGCUGUCGAUGAAGUUCAUCGAGAAGGGCGAGUUUAGCAACUUUCGCUUUCAGAAGGACUUUCUCCGGCCCUUUGAGCACAUCAUGAAGCUCAACUCCUCCAUUGCCAUUCGCGACAUGGUGGUCCGGUGCAUCGCCCAGAUGGUCAACUCGCAGGCGAGCAACAUCAAGUCGGGCUGGAAGAACAUCUUCAGCGUCUUUCGCAUCGCCGCCUCCGAGAACGACUCGUACAUCUUUGACCUCGCCUUCCAGACGACCUGCAACAUCUUCAACAACAUCUACGAGAGCAACUUCAUCUCGAUGAUUGACUCCUUCCAGGACGCGGUCAAGUGCCUGUCGGAGUUUGGUUGCAACCAGGCCUUUCCCGACACGAGCAUGGAGGCGAUUCGGUUGAUUCGCGCCUGUGCGCGCUACGUCGCCGAGCAGCCGCAGUACUUUAAGGAGUUCAACAUUGAGGACAAAAACAAUGGCUUUCUGGCGAGCGAGGACGACCGCGUGUGGGUGAGAGGGUGGCUGCCCAUUCUCUUUGAGCUGAGCUGCAUCGUCAACAUCUGCAAGCUCGACGUGCGCACCCGCGCCCUCACCGUCAUGUUUGAGAUCAUCAAGUCGCACGGGGCGACCUUUCGCGAGAACUGGUGGGCGGACCUCUUCAAGAUCAUCUUUCGCAUCUUCGACAGCCUCAAGCUGCCCGGACAGCAGUCGGAGAAGAACGAGUGGAUGGCCACCACCUGCAAUCACGCCCUCUACUCGAUUGUGGACGUCUUCACGCAGUACUACGACAUGCUGGGCGCCUUCCUCCUCAAGGACGUCUACUCGCAGCUCUUCUGGUGCGUGCAGCAGGACAGCGAGCAGCUGGCCCGGUCGGGCAUCAACUGUUUUGAGAACCUGGUCAUUAGCUGCGGCGUGAAGUACGAUCCGCCCACCUGGACGAUGACCAUCGAGUUCAUUGAGCGCAUCUACGACAUUGUCCGCCCGACGGAGCUGCUGGAGGCGGCCUGUGCCGCAGCGGCCGCCGCCGGCCAGUCCAGCCUCUCCCGCGGCGACCUGGAGCGCCUGAAGGUGAAGUUUCUGGUGCAGCUCGACCUGAUCCAGGCGAUCGACAACAUCGUCUUCUACCCGUCCGCCAGUCGCAAGCAGGACACGGAGAUACUGGGCGAGCUGGAGCGGGAGCUGGAGGAGCGGAACAUUGUGCAGAGCUAUGCGGUCGGACGAGGCUCUCGCAGCUCCACGCUUAGCGGGUCGGCUGUCUCGGCCUCAACUGCUGCUGUCAAUGCUAAUUCGGUUGGCAUGACGCGAAUGAACUCGGUGGGAAGCAGCGGUGGCGGCCCCGGAGGCGACAGCAACGGCCCAGCUUACUCUUCCUCCUCCUCCUCCUCCCACAGCGGCAUGUACGUGCACAUGAGCACGGCGGCGCUGCUGCGACUGGGCCAGUUUCUGGUGGCGGUCUUUGAGCAGGCCAAUCGGCUGCACUUGGACAAAUCAAAGACGAAGGUGCUGCUCGCCGACAGCCUGGGCUGCCUCUCUGCGCAGGAAAUCAAAAGCCUCCUCAGUGCCAUACGCAUCUUCUUCAGCCUCUACGUGGACUCGGGCCGCCAGCUGUGCUGGGAAGAGAUCGAACUGGAGCUUAUUGG